This is a messenger RNA of Neltuma alba, 378 nucleotides long. RefSeq lists its product as uncharacterized. Bases 1 to 378 code for a protein of 125 amino acids. The record is from RefSeq and is a predicted model, not a curated record. The transcript has a single exon. NCBI's taxonomy places the organism in Eukaryota, Viridiplantae, Streptophyta, Magnoliopsida, Fabales, Fabaceae.
AUGAUCAGAACUAGAGAUCUUCAGUUGCGAAGAGCUGAUCAAUUUCACAAGUUUCUUAAACCCGGAGCUCUCGCCCGCAUCCGUGACUCCCGAAUCAGUGCUCGAUCCCACCGGCUUAGCUCCCUCUGCCAGAUCUCUCUUUGCCCCAACUCACCGCCGUCCUCCUCGCGUUCGACUGAUGGUCAGCCUCAGAUCAACGUCGCCGAGGGUUCCCCUCUCUUUGCCGGGAGGACCUACGGUCCACGGUGCCCUCAAAGGAAGAAGCUCGUGGCCUCCAAGUAUGUUUUGUCUGUUGCCGCUGCCCCUUCCAAUCUAACACUGAAUCUGCCCGAUCUCAUCACCGAUUCGUUUAAUAAUGACGUUGUUGUCACUAAUUAA